AUGAGUUCAGGGCCUCAAAACCCACAUAAAAUCCCAGGUUUGAAGGUUCCCAGCUGUAAUCACAGUGCUGCAGAAGCAGAGGCAGCUCAUAUUCCAGGCAUCCCAGCCACGAUGGGAGUGGGUGGUGCUAUAAAAGCAAGGCCACACAAGGUAGAUCGAAGAGUUGUGGAUUCCAAGAAAGCUGUGUCAAGAGGAGACUCUCAAAGACCACAUGCUCACUUAACUAUGACAAAGAUCUUUGUUGGUGGUACUAAAAAAAAUACUGAAGAAGGUCACCUGCAAGAUUAUUUUGAACAGCAUAGGGAAACUAAAGUCAUUGAAGUCAUGACUGACAGAGGCAGUAGACAAAGGAGGAGCUUUGUUUUGUUACCAUUGAAGAUCCAUGACUCCAAGAAUAAAGCUGAUAUUGAGCAAUACCAUUCGAUAAAUGGCUACAACUGUGGUAUAAGAAAAGCCCUGUCAGAACAAGAGAUAGCUAGUGCUUCAUCCAGUCCAGGAGGCCAAAGCAUUUCUGUAAACUUUGGAGGUGGUUGUGGGGACAAUGAUAAUUUAGGUGGAGGAAGAAAUCUCUGUGGUUGUGGUGGCUUCGGCUAUAGCCAGGGUAUAACUAAAAUGGAUUUGUUAGUGAUGGAAGCAAUUUCAGAUGUGGGAGAAGAUACAAUGUUCUUGGCAGUUAAAAGAACUAGUCUUCAAACUUUGGAGCAAUGA
Apodemus sylvaticus (European woodmouse) is the source of this 708-nucleotide messenger RNA. Its product is annotated as heterogeneous nuclear ribonucleoprotein A1-like 3. The transcript is spliced from 3 exons. Gene Ontology annotation, molecular function: RNA binding. The record is from RefSeq and is a predicted model, not a curated record. Bases 1 to 708 code for a protein of 235 amino acids. NCBI's taxonomy places the organism in Eukaryota, Metazoa, Chordata, Mammalia, Rodentia, Muridae.